AUGACUGUUGACUACGGCAUUGUUAUUGUCUUGUCGGUCAAUCUACAGCAUGAUGGAGCUGCAGGUACUACUGUCCCAAACAGGCAAGCCGGCUGCAUCAACCCCGCAUCCUGCAGACACUCAAUUGCUAAGGCUAGAUUUCAACUCGUGUUCACUACUUCGCAAGUUCGCGUGGUGCAGUUCGUAUCUGAAGGCAUCCGCCGGCAAUCCCUGAGGGCUUCUUCACAGAAGAUGUUCUGUGAGGAAGCCCCUCCAGUUGGCAGCAUUGCCGGGAAGAAGGGGACUGUUAACCACAAGCUAUUCUCGGGGUCCUUCAGAAUGAUCGGGGAGCACUUUGCAAAGAUCGUCAACCAGUAUGGCGAUAGACCGGCGUACGCUUCCCUUCUGGCAUCAAGUUUGUGCUUUUGA
Messenger RNA from Aspergillus niger, 408 nucleotides. RefSeq lists its product as uncharacterized. Lineage: Eukaryota; Fungi; Ascomycota; Eurotiomycetes; Eurotiales; Aspergillaceae. The transcript has 5 exons. Bases 1 to 408 code for a protein of 135 amino acids. The record is from RefSeq and is a predicted model, not a curated record.